AUCCCCUCCCUAUCCUCUUCAUCCCUUCUCUCUCUCUCUCUCCCUCUCCGUGUUCAGUAUAUAUCUCUGCCUCCGUGACAUUCCCGGCUCUAACCCAAAGCAGAAAGAACAGCCGGCGACGGCGGAGAGAAAAAAAUCAGAUAACGAUGGGCAUACAGGGCCAAUUAAGCGACGUCUCAUCGGACUCCAUCCCUCUCCUCCUCGUCGCCCUCAUCGCCGGCUGCGUCAACCACCUCCGCUCUUCGAUUCUCUCCUUCCUCCACUCCCUCCGCCUCCACCACAGCCCCGCACAAGCCCCCGACGACGGUCUCCUCCGCUCCCUCGGCUCCGGACUCGCCGGCCUCAUCCUCCUCGCCGAACAGCUCGACCAGAACCUCGCGUCUACCACCAACCAACGCAGCCGCUCCUCUGGCGACUGCGUCGUGUGCCUGUCGGAGCUGAUGGACGGGGAGGCGGUGAGGGCGCUGGCGUGCCGCCACGUCUUCCACAAGCGUUGCUUCGACGGUUGGGUCGACCGCCUCAACUUCAGUUGCCCGCUGUGUCGGUCACCGGUGGUUUCCGGCGAGCGCGUGGAGGCCGUGCAGCGGCGCGUGGGGGGAGACCUCGUUGCCUGGUUCUCCAAUCUGCGCUAACGAGCGUGUGGUUCAUCUCAAGGAGGAAAUAUCCUUUUGUUUUUGAAGAGCUCGUGAGCAGCUCUUUUUGCAGCCAAUAAAAUUAAUUACUCAUUGUGAUAGUUAUUAAUAUUAAUUAUUAUAUUUUAAUUACUAUUAUUAGCAGUAUUGUCAGUAUUAUGGAUGUUCUUGAACCAUUUUAUUUGCCAUGAGGUACAAUAGCUAGCUUAUGAUAUCAAACAAAGAGAUCGGAUUGGCAGUUCGGAGGCGAUUCGCCCGAUGUCGAAAAGUUAGGUCCUACUACUAUAGAGAGAGUAAAUGUGGAUGAAAUGAAAAGUGUGUGAACCAGAAGGGUACCUCCCUAGCUAUUUAUACGGGAAGCUAGUCGGCCUCGCAUGUAUACAAGGUAAGGUUAAUAUCGCUGGCGACGUCUCUGCUAAUAAUGUAAACUCAUUGCAUGUAGUUCUUUAGUCGAUCCACCGGCCGAGCCAGUCCAUGAUAUUGGUCGUUCAAUGGUCCAAUAGUUAGUUGCUGGGAAUGCACUAUUUGCCCUUGAUACGUAUUUAGUUUGUUCCUUAUUGGUCCCGGAAAAUCAUCGUGCACCACGGGGAGCUUUUGUCACGGUAAAUAGUGUAGCUGUCUUGUUCCCCAACAUGGCAUGGUGCAGAGAAAUUUCAUAAAAGCGUAAAGAAAGGACUGGAAGCCCUUUCUUUCAAUUUCACAUGCAUUAGUCAACAUUCCCCACACUGCUGACGAAUAUAUAAGUCAAUAAAUAUGUGGUUCUUCUU
Messenger RNA from Punica granatum (pomegranate), 1399 nucleotides. The record is from RefSeq and is a predicted model, not a curated record. Lineage: Eukaryota; Viridiplantae; Streptophyta; Magnoliopsida; Myrtales; Lythraceae.